AGGCAACUGAGGAAGCUCAACAUCUAAAACAGUUGAUACAAGACUAUAUUGCUUCUUUCAUCAAAAUAGGAGAUAAGGUGGCAUCCUGCAAAGAAUGCUGCCCGGGCUUUAAAAGAGUGUGUUAGAAAACUCUAUACACAAGCUUAUCACUCUUGGAGCGAGAUUCCAAACAGUAUACGCCAGGCGAUGUUUAAUAACUUUAAGACUAUGUGUAUUUGGGAGUCAAGGUACAAUUUGGUCAUUGGGACCACAUUUGAGAGGGAGGCAUCCACCAGACUGUCUAACUGGCUAAAGAGCGUUCGGGAUAGUGGUGAACGUCCCAGUUGGAUGUUGCCUCAUGUUUUUGCUGAAUUGGGUCAGUAUUGGAAAACAGACAAGUUUAAGGCAAUAUCAGAUCAAGCCAAAAUGGCUAGAGGCAGUCUUAAAGGUGGCUCGUUGCACACCGGAGGUGCAAAGACGGUUGGAAUAAUUGCACGAGAGAUGGAAAAAGAAUUGGGACGCACUCCCAUUGAACCAGAGGUUUUCAAAAAGACUCAUGUUAGGAAGAAAGAAAAUGAGUCAGAUCCGGAUGUGUGGGUGGAGGAAAGGGCCGAACGAACUUUUAAUGACUUUAAUAAGUACGUUGCUGAGAAUCUAGAUAGUUCGGUUCGAUUGACACCUGAACUGUCCACUCAGAUUUGGAAAGAAAAAGUGGUAGGGGGGACACACAAGGGUAGAUGCUAUGGUCUAGGCUCUCGCAACGAUGUUAGACGCCUUCAGUCAGAGCAUAAGGAUAUGAAUACGAGGUCUAAUCCUAAGAGAGGGAAAGAGGAGAAUGUGGAUGGGGGAGUUCCUCCUCAAGGUCUUCAAGGUGACCAUGUCCCCAUAGGUAAUCAAGAGAAUGAGGUUUUGGUGGUUCCCCCGGCCAUUACGAAUGAAGAGAUUGGGCAGCUUUUCUAA
Molecule: messenger RNA, 939 nt
Organism: Solanum stenotomum
Lineage: Eukaryota; Viridiplantae; Streptophyta; Magnoliopsida; Solanales; Solanaceae
Exons: 7
Coding region: 187-939 (250 amino acids)
Source: RefSeq, a predicted model, not a curated record